Molecule: messenger RNA, 1920 nt
Organism: Rubroshorea leprosula
Lineage: Eukaryota; Viridiplantae; Streptophyta; Magnoliopsida; Malvales; Dipterocarpaceae
Source: the annotation of a GenBank genome assembly
AAUUGCCUGCUUCCUCAGUAAAACCCUAACCUCUCUCCCUUUGAUUUCUCAAGCUAAUCUCUUUUUUUUUUUCCUGCGAAACAAACAGAAAAGCCGAGGGUAUGGGAUCCAACCUCAGGAACGAUAAGAUCCACGAUGGCGGUGACGGAGCUAGCCCUGGGAAGAUAUUUAUCGGAGGAUUGGCCAAAGACACUACUUUAACCCAAUUUAACAAGCACUUUGGGAAGUAUGGGGAGAUAACUGAUUAUGUGAUAAUGAAAGAUCGGCACACGGGUCAGCCUCGGGGUUUUGGAUUCAUAACCUAUGCUGAUCCUUCUGUUGUUGAUAAGGUCAUAGAGGACACCCAUAUCAUCAAUGGAAAACAGGUUGAGAUAAAGAGGACGAUUCCUAAAGGAUCCAAUCAUCAUUCAAAGGAUUUUAAGACAAAGAAGAUAUUUGUUGGGGGCAUUCCGACAUCAUUCACUGAGGAUGAAUUCAGGGAUUUUUUCUCCAAGUUUGGGGUAGUGACAGAUCACCAGAUCAUACGUGAUCAUGAGACCAAUCGCUCUCGUGGCUUUGGAUUUAUAGUUUUUGACAGAGAAGAAGUUGUAGAUGAUUUAUUAUCAUCAAAUGGAAAUAUGAUUAAUAUGGCAGGUAGCCAGGUGGAGAUCAAGAAAGCUGAACCAAAGAAAAACUCAAACACACCACAUGGUCCUUCAUAUGGUAGCAACUCUAGGGGUCGUUCUUUUGAUGAUGGCUUUGGUGGAUAUGGUGGUUCCUAUGGGGGUUUUGAUGGGGGGUUUGGACCUGGUCCUUAUAGGACACCUGGGGGUUUUGGCGCUAGACUUGGUGGUGGAUAUGGGUAUGGUAGUGAAUUUGGUGGUGGUUAUGGGUUUGGAGGUAGUAGCUUAGGAGGCUAUCGAGGUGAAUCUUCCCUUGGUUACUCUGGUCGUUUUGCAUCUUAUGGGGGUGGUUUUGGUGGUGCUUAUGGACCCUAUGGUGGAAAUGCUUUAGGUGGAUAUGGUCGGGGAGGUGAAGGUUAUGGCAGUUACGGAGGUUCAACCUAUGGUAGCGGUUAUGACUCUGGUCCAGGUGCUGGUUAUGGAGCAGGUGGGAUUUAUGGCAGGGGAGGCUAUAGUAGCAGUAGUCGGUAUCACCCAUAUGCCAGAUAGGAUGGAGGCAUUUUGAUGCAGUUCCUUAAACCUUGUCCUAGAAGAUUCCUACAGGUUCCUCUAGAUCUGUGUUGUGCAUCAUUAGGUGCUUCGACACAAAGACUAGUGAAGUCUUUUAAUUGGUAGCAUGCUGAGAAGCUUUCAAGAUCAGAUAUUAAGACUAUUAUUUUCUUCUUUGUAACGCAAAAACUUUUAGAAUGCUUCGAAUUAGUAUUGGGUUGUGUUGCAGUCUUACUCUAGUUUGUUUAUUGUUAGCUUGUUAUGGUAGAAUAUAUAUAGGAUCACAGUUUGGAGUGUGUUAUUAUCUCCACCAGAUGGAUGUAGAAAAUUUAUGAUAUGGUUUCUAUUUUAGAUUUGCAUGCCAUGUUUUUGUUAGUUAGGUCACUCUAAAGUGAUUGCUUAGCUGCCUGAGAAUUAUCAUGGACUAAGUAAAUAUGUUUAGGUUUGAUGUGGGUUAAUUAAUCACAUAUCCUAGUUCUGGAACAAAUCUUUGUUGGGAGCCACUGUUGGGAUGGACCCUAAUAGGGAGGGCUAGGCCAAAGCUCUGGAUUAUCUACUUUGAAAUUCGUUUGAAAGAUUAUGUAUGCACUUGGGAAGGAUGGAGUGUGUAUUAAUUGAUGUGUGGAAAUAAUUGCUGCACUUGGAAGCUUUAUUGAUUUUAAUUGUUUUUCUUUAUUAUCUGAUCUAAAGUUUGUAAUUGUUGAUCUGUUGGGUGCAUCUUUUCUCUGUAGACUUAUGAUAUUAUAAUUAAUGAAAUGGCAAGAGUGCA